AUGGAUGUGACUGUCAAGGAACUUCAAUCUGAGCUAGCAGAAAAGGAGGAGGAAAUUCGAAGACUGAAGCAGUUGUUAAAUAUGAGAGAGGACCAGGAGGAACGGCUGAAAGUUUACAUUUCUCCAGAAGUGGAUGUCGGAGAUAAGACGUAUCAUGAAAGACUUUCCAAUGCAGAUAUUUCUCGCUAUAGCCGUCAGCUGAUUCUUCCUGAAUUUGGAGUUACAGGACAGAUCAAGUUGAAAAGUUCCUCCGUCCUGGUGGUGGGUGCUGGCGGUCUUGGAUGCCCUGCUGCUAUCUACCUGGCUGCCGCAGGAGUAGGAAAGCUUGGAGUUGUGGACUACGAUGAAGUUGAAUUGAGCAACCUGCACAGGCAGAUCCUUCACACUGUCGAUCGUGUGGGUGUGUCAAAAUCACUGUCUGUAGCACAGUCAUGCUUUAGGCUAAAUCCCAGUGUCCUGUAUAUACCAUACCAGCUACAGUUAAACAGCACAAAUGCACUAGACAUAAUUAAGAGUUACGAUGUGGUUGUUGAUGCCACGGACAAUGUAGCAACUCGUUAUCUCUUGAAUGAUGCGUGUGUUCUGGCCAACAAACCUCUCGUUUCAGGAAGUGCCCUCAGAUUUGAAGGGCAGCCCCCGCCACCAGAAACUGUUACCAACUGCUCAGAAGGUGGUGUCUUAGGUGUAGUUCCUGGUAUUAUUGGUUCAUUGCAAGCUUUAGAAGCCAUUAAAAUUGCUUCGGGAAUGGAACCAUCGUUUUGCCAGAGAUUACUUCUCUUUGAUGGUCUGGAUGGAACUUUCCGCAAUAUCAAGCUGCGAUCUAGGUCCAAAUCAUGCAGUGUGUGUGGAGAGAAGCCUACCAUCUUGAAACUGAUCGACUACGAGCAGUUCUGUGGUGCAGGGGCAACUGACAAGAAUCCAGACCUUCAUGUUCUGAGUGACUCCAGCAGGAUAAGUGCCAAGGAGUAUGCAUCAAUGUUAAACGAUCGAGUCCCUCAUGUUCUCCUGGAUGUCCGACCCGCUGUUGAGCUGGACAUAUGCAAGCUACCACAUCCUGCUCUGAACAUUCCGUUCCCACUCUUUAACAAAAAUAUUUCCCAGGUAGCGUCACAAAUAAUGCAGGUUGUUAACGACCAGUGCCAUUCCACAACUGAGCAGCCUGAUGGUUCAACCAUUCAGGUUGUUUGUGUGUGUCGGAGGGGCAACGACUCACAGCUGGCUGUGGAUCUGCUCCAGAAGAAACUCCUAUCUACUGGGGUUAACUUGGUGGACAUUCGAGGUGGCCUCUACAGCUGGACUAAACAGGUGGAUGCUGACUUUCCAACAUACUGA
Molecule: messenger RNA, 1332 nt
Organism: Candidula unifasciata
Lineage: Eukaryota; Metazoa; Mollusca; Gastropoda; Stylommatophora; Geomitridae
Source: the annotation of a GenBank genome assembly